AUGCACGCGAAGUGUUCGACAAUACGCCGGACCCAACUGUGUUUCUCUACAACAAGCUCAUUCAAGCUUAUUCUUCUCGAAGUUCGCCCCUUCAGUACCUGUGCGUCCAAAUGCGGCUCAAAGGCGUAUCGCCCAACGCGCAUUCUUUCAACUUUUCUCUUUAGUGCUUGUUCCAACCUUGGUGAUCCACUCCCUGCACAUGCUCUUCACGUUGAUUUCGUUAAAUUUGGUUUAGAAUUUGAUAUCUAUGCCUCCACUGCAUUGGUUGACAUGUAUGGUAAAUUGGGCUUGGUUCAUCUUGCCCGAAAACAAUUUGACGGGUGGAAACCAGAGACUGCCUUCAUUGCAGGGUAUGCGAAACAUGGAGAGAGCGUCGGGCUUGUUUUCAGAGAUGCAUUCGAGAUAUAUAAUCUCCUGGACAGCAAUGAUAUGGGGGCUACUCAUCGAAUGGCAAAUAUAGAGAAGCAUUGGGUAUGCCGUGCAGGAAAACUUCAAGAGGCUCAUGAUCUUAUUCGACGCAUGCCCAUGAGACCGGAUUCUAUUGUUUGGGGAGCAAUGCUGGGGGCCUGUUGCUUCCAUAGCAAUGUGGAGUUGGGGAGAUGGGAUGGUGUUGCCAAGAUGAGGAAAAUAAUGAGGGGCUCCCAAAUAACGAAGACUGCGGGGUAUAGCUUCAUGGAGGAAGAUAACCAAGUCCGUGAGUUCAUUGUUGGAGGUAAAUCUCACCCACAUUCUGAUCAGAUUUAUGCAUUGUUGGAUGAUAUCCAUGCAAAGAUUGAACUGUAUACAAGUACUGUUGACUCUAUUACUGACGAUGUGUGGAUCACUGUAAAUUUAUAA
Messenger RNA from Oldenlandia corymbosa var. corymbosa, 837 nucleotides. The record is from the annotation of a GenBank genome assembly. Lineage: Eukaryota; Viridiplantae; Streptophyta; Magnoliopsida; Gentianales; Rubiaceae.